Molecule: messenger RNA, 900 nt
Organism: Paramacrobiotus metropolitanus
Lineage: Eukaryota; Metazoa; Tardigrada; Eutardigrada; Parachela; Macrobiotidae
Product: type-1 angiotensin II receptor-like
Exons: 1
Coding region: 1-900 (299 amino acids)
Biological process (GO): phospholipase C-activating G protein-coupled receptor signaling pathway; positive regulation of Rho protein signal transduction
Cellular component (GO): membrane
Molecular function (GO): G protein-coupled receptor activity
Source: RefSeq, a predicted model, not a curated record
AUGUCGGAACCGGAAUUCAACCGUACCGGUGAUGAAAACGGUCCCGUCAACGGACGCGUCAUGUUCAUUGCCUAUCUCAUCAUUCUCAUCUUAAUCGUGAUAUCCAAUGCCACGGCCUUGAUCAUUCUGUAUCGCUCAAAGAACGGCUACUCCCCCGCUUUCAGUAUUUACCUCUUCCAUCUCUUCACCAUGAACAUCCUGACAAAUUUGCUGGACAUUCCGCUGGAUAUUGCCGACAAAGCGUACAGCGGCAGUUUAACCGCCGCCCAAUGCGCCUUCUACACCUACGUCAACUGGGCGCUGAUGGCCGUUUUGGUGUACUCGCAUCUGGCCAUAACUCUCAACCGCCUGUGGGCGGUGCUGCAUCCGCACAGCUACCGACAGCGCCACACUCUGCGGCUGGCCGUUGGAAUUUGCUGUCUGAUCUGGAUCGUCGUGCAUCUGUGCGUCGUACCGUUAUUCGCGUACCGACUUACCCACCAAUCAGAGAAUGACGUCUGCCUGCUGGAUAUGACGGAUUAUUCAGCGGAUUUCAGCGUACCCGUGCAAAUCUGGGAGACGGUGAUUUUUGUCCUCUUGUUUUUGCUGCCGACGCUGGCGAUUGUCUUGUCUUGUCCGCUGAUUGAAGGGUUACGCCAGCGCGCCCGCGGCCGCGUGGCGACCAUUAACGGAUCGCUGUAUGGGCGGAAAAAGAUCGUGGUUGAUCCGAGAACCUUCCGGGUGCUGCUGGCGCUGACGGUGAGCUUGUUGUGCGCAUGGAUGCCGCAGUUGAUCUGGUCGAUGUUGGAGGACUGGAUUAUCCUGGAUUCCGUCACGAUGGCCACCGUGGAUUUGGUGCUGGAUUACACGUGGACGGCGCAGGCCUUGCUGGAUCCCAUUAUGUUUAUUGCUGUGUUUUAA